This is a messenger RNA of Drosophila nasuta, 2361 nucleotides long. RefSeq names its product empty spiracles homeobox protein E5 (gene E5). The record is from RefSeq and is a predicted model, not a curated record. Gene Ontology annotation, cellular component: nucleus. Lineage: Eukaryota; Metazoa; Arthropoda; Insecta; Diptera; Drosophilidae. The transcript is spliced from 3 exons. Gene Ontology annotation, molecular function: DNA-binding transcription factor activity, RNA polymerase II-specific; RNA polymerase II cis-regulatory region sequence-specific DNA binding. Gene Ontology annotation, biological process: brain development; central nervous system development; regulation of transcription by RNA polymerase II. The coding region runs from base 613 to 2196 and encodes 527 amino acids.
CGACAGCCAGUUUGCUUUUGUGUCUGAUUUUGUGUCUGACACUCGCGCGCGUUCGUUUAGCGGCAGCCGCCACACGCGACUUUUUCACCGCAUUUUCGCGAGACUCCAAAAUCGAGACAAUUUUGCCGACGCCCCCAACAGGCAGAGAGACAACAGCAAGAGAGUGAGCGAAAGAGAGCAAGAGAGUUGGGGGGCAACCCGGCAAUUAGACGCCUUUAGCCGCUCGCAUAAUGCUAAUGGCGUUGACAGUGCUCAUCAACGCGACGACCGCAAUCGACGGACGUUGUCAACGCAGUCGCUGUCUCUAUUGCAGUUGCUGUCAAUUGACCCGUGAAGCGCGACGGCUACGCUCAAGCAGCGCCAUUGACAGCAACGUUAUCGCUAUCGCUAUUGCUAUUGCUAUUGAAAACCCGCAUCAGUUUAUCAAUGUCAACGGCGGAUGCCAAUCGUUGAUGCAUUAAAAACUCAACUCUUCCAAACUCCAUUCAUGUGCAAAACUCAACGCUGACCACUGACCGACCCCUCAAAUUGUCAGUGUGCGGUGUGUAUUUGUUUGUGUGUGUGUGUGUGUGACCCUUGUGCGGCAUCAAUUCAAUUAGCGACGCUCUCCAAAUGGUCACGUGCGGUCGUCAGACGUUCAACAUGCUGCCGAUGGCGCCGACGAAUCCUUUUGUGGUGUCCGUCAGCUCCACAACAGCGUCCGCAGCACCGUCCGCCGUGUCCGUCGCCGCCGCCGCCAAGCCCAAGCUGGCCUUUAGCAUUGACUCCAUUGUGGGUGCGGAAUCCUCCUCCACUUCGGCACCGCCAGAAAAGCAGCUACCAUCGCUGCUGCUGCCUCCGCCGCUGCGUGUCAGUGUCAUUGCAUCGCCGCCACGCGUGGAAAGUCCUGGGGUGGCAGCCACAUCGCCACCCAUCGAAAGGCGCACACCACGCGGCUUCAUUUAUUGCCGGCGACGCGCCUCCCUCGAUGAUCGUUCGCGUUCUCCGCCGCCGCCAAACAGUCGCUCUCCAUCGCCAACGCCAGCAACCGCUGCUGCAGUGGCCACCACGGCGCCCAUUGUGCUGCCUGGACUAAUACGUCCACUGCCGUUGCCAGCGCCACAGAAUUUAGCUUUACUUGCUGCUGCGCCACGCUCCUCGGACAGCGCAUCGCCCACGAAUCCUUCACCAGUUCGUCCCACAGCUGCGGCGCCCCCAUCGCCAUUCCUCGCCGCACAGUUCCAAAUGGCCGCCGCCUUGGCGCAUCAUCAUCAUCAUCAGCAGCAACAGCAACAACAGCAACAGCAUCCUCAGCUUCCGUCCGUGCCAACGGGGCCACAUCAUGGCCCACCACCGCCACAUUUGCCACCUGGUCAUCCAUUGGGUAUUUUCCCAGGUGGUCCACAUCCGGGACAUCCUCCGCCCCAUGGUCAUCAUCCAUUUGUGGCGGCUCCUCAUCUCAUACGUGAUAGUUAUCCGCUGUAUCCUUGGCUGCUCAGUCGUCACGGACGCAUCUUUCCUCGUUUUCCAGGCAACUUCCUGCUGCAACCGUUUCGCAAACCGAAGCGCGUUCGCACCGCCUUCUCGCCGACGCAAUUGCUCAAGCUGGAGCACGCCUUUGAGGGCAAUCAUUAUGUGGUGGGUGCGGAGCGCAAGCAGCUGGCCCAAGGACUCAGUCUAACAGAGACGCAGGUCAAAGUCUGGUUCCAGAACCGUCGCACCAAGCACAAGCGCAUGCAACAAGAGGGCGGCGACAGCAGCGAUGCCAAGAGCAACAAGGGCAGCUCCUCCGGCGGUGGCGGCGGCGGUGGCAGCGGCGAUGGUGACGACGAUGCCAAGCAUGAGCAUGGCUCUCAGCACAGCUCGACGGAUGUGGAGGACGAGGAUGACAUCGAGGAGGAUGACGAGGAUGAGGUGAUCGAUAUGGAUGACUAUGGCAGUGAAAUGGAUGCCGAGGAGCAUCAGCGUCUGCGAGAGCAAUUCCAGCAGCAACUCGCCCAUCAUCAGCAGCAAUUGCUGCAGCAGCAGACAGAGGCAACUGCGCUGACACCGCAGCAGCAACAUCAACUGCUGCAGCAGCAUCAGCAUCACUUGCAGCAGCAACAUCAACAGCAGCAGCAACAUUUCAUGCAACAGCAGCAAAUCUAUCUGCUCGAGAAGGAGCGAGAGCGUCAACGGGAACGUGAGAGAGAGCGGGAGAGGGAGGAAAAGCAGUAAUACUCAAUGAAGUUGCAGUUGAUAUUGAAUGACGCUAAAGUGUCAGCUACUUUGUGUUCCUUUCGUUUGUAAAUUAAUUAUUUUAAAGUGUAUAAAUUAAUUUAAUACAUUAAUUAACGAUGAUACUUAAGAUGCGACUGCGCAUGCAAUUAAACCAUUCAAACU